CUGAACCGGGACACUUUACGGUGGAGCUCCCGGGUACAGGAGAAAGCAGCAAAUCCUGGAGAGUGCGGCCUCCACAACGCGUCGGACAACGCGCUGCGCUUCGUCAAAGAAAACUUUCUGGCGGAAGACGUGGUGCGGCCGGUGGGCAGGAGCCUGACUCUGGUCUCCACCGAGCACAGCUACAGUCACCUGACCGUCCAGAGGGUCCAGGCGGCCAAUGGGAGGAGCUACACCAACUCGGAGACUCUGGUGAUGGGCCCUGAAUCUGAUGAGGGCCGCGGCCGCUGCCCCUAUGAUCCGUACCAGCGCAACACCGCCCUCAUUGUGGAUGGAGAGCUGUACACCGGCACGGUGGCGGAUUACCGGGGGAACCGGCCGGUCAUAUCGAGGCACCUGGGGGAGGGUCAGCGGGUCGACCUGAAGCUGGACGACACGCUGGGAUGGCUGGAGGAUCCCACCUUCAUCAGCUCCAGCUUCAUCCCACAAGAGGAGAAAAUCUACUUUUUCUUCAGCGAAGUGGGCAGAGAAUACGACUUCCUCGACAAAUUCAUCGUCUCCCGCGUUUCCCAGAUCUGCAUGAGUGAUGUGGGGGGCCAGCGGACCCUUCAGAGGCGCUGGACCACCUUCGCCAAAGCGCAGCUGCGCUGCCAAACCGGCAGCCAGCUGCCCUACAACGUGCUGCAGGACAUGGACCUGUUGCCCCCGGCAACCGGGGCUCCGCCCGACGACACGCUGUUCUACGGCAUCUUCACCUCCCAGUGGUCUGUGAACUCCGGCCGGUCGGCGGUCUGUUCCUUUCGUCUGAAGGCCGGCCUGCUGCAUAAAGCCGUGCUGCUGCAGAGUGGACCGCACAUCAUCGAGGAAAUCACAGUGUUUGAGCAGGUUCAGCCGGUGAAGAGCCUGAAGCUCUCCAUCCCCAAGGCCGUGAUCUACGUGGGCGGGUCUGACGGCGUGCUGAGGCUGCCCACCGCCAACUGCUCCUUCUACUGGAGCUGCGCGCAGUGCGUUCUGGCCCGGGACCCCCAGUGUGGCUGGGACCCCCAGAGCCGGGGCUGCGUGGGCGUCUCCGUGGCAACGGCCCCCCUGUGA
Messenger RNA from Menidia menidia (Atlantic silverside), 1089 nucleotides. NCBI's taxonomy places the organism in Eukaryota, Metazoa, Chordata, Actinopteri, Atheriniformes, Atherinopsidae. The record is from the annotation of a GenBank genome assembly.